This is a messenger RNA of Cylas formicarius (sweet potato weevil), 660 nucleotides long. RefSeq names its product large ribosomal subunit protein mL41 (gene mRpL41). The transcript has 3 exons. Gene Ontology annotation, cellular component: mitochondrial large ribosomal subunit. Gene Ontology annotation, molecular function: structural constituent of ribosome. Lineage: Eukaryota; Metazoa; Arthropoda; Insecta; Coleoptera; Brentidae. The coding region runs from base 138 to 611 and encodes 157 amino acids. Gene Ontology annotation, biological process: translation. The record is from RefSeq and is a predicted model, not a curated record.
UAUUUAUGUGGAAGUAUUAUUCUGUGGGUGCCUAAAUUUUAAUGGCCUUCAUUAAUUUUGGUCCGAAGAAUAAGAAAUAGGUAUUAUUUGGUCUGUAUUUUAAAUCGACAUAUGUUAACCAAAAGAAUUGAGACGAAAUGUCAAGCCAUAUAAUUAAAAGAUUGUUUACUACUUCAUCUGUCAAUUUGGGCAAAAGGAAUUUUAGAAAAUUUCAAAUAUUUAAUAAACGGGGCAGUCGACAAUUCAAAAAACAACGAAUCACAAAUCCAGAUCCUGAUGUUCCUGUACACAAACGGGGUGUAAGGGACAUUGGGCAUGAACUGAAUGGAAAAUUUGUUGUAAUUCCUGAAAAAAUUCCCAAACUAAUUGUGCCCGACUUAAAGGAUUGUAAAUUACUUCCUUAUGUAUCAUAUAGAACACCUGAGAUUACUCAAACUGAAUUUACCCCUCAAGACUUGUUUAAUGUGGUUUACGCUCCAAAGAUAAUGAAAGAUUUUAAUGAGGGCAAAUUGGACGAAUAUGGGAAUAGUAUUGAGCCAUCACAGGAAGAGAAAUUAACUGCUGAAGAAGCUUUGAAUAAUGCAAGACGGACAGGUUCAGACAUAUUUUAAUUAGAUACGGUUUAUUAAAUUGAAGUUAAUAAAAAAAAUGUUGGAAUAA